This is a messenger RNA of Aegilops tauschii subsp. strangulata, 514 nucleotides long. RefSeq names its product serine/threonine-protein phosphatase 7 long form homolog. The record is from RefSeq and is a predicted model, not a curated record. NCBI's taxonomy places the organism in Eukaryota, Viridiplantae, Streptophyta, Magnoliopsida, Poales, Poaceae. Gene Ontology annotation, biological process: meristem maintenance; meristem development.
UCCUACAGCUGUGGUCGUGGGAGAGGUUCUCUAUAGGGCGACCAGAUGUACGGGUUCAUGAGCCUAUAGACGCCAUGUUUGAUGUUGACGGCAUCGACAUGCCUACUUUCGGUCUGUGUUGGACUCGUCGCAAGAGACGCUUUGCUAGUGAUCAGACCAGGAAGGCGUACACAGCAUUGAACGAGCAGUUCGAUGCGUACACCGGGGUCAUCUGGCAGCCCUACACGGAAGCAGCCAUACAAGGGAGAUACCCUGCUGGUAUGUCUGUGCUAUGCACAAGGGACCGAGAUUACUGGAUGACAAAAUCGAAGAUCAUCUUCGAUGUCUUCGUCGAGGAGAUGGCACAACAGAGGGUUAUGAGGCAAUUUGGUCUUCUGCAGAUGGAGCUACCUCCCCCUAUAGAGAACCCGGUGCCAGCACACAUCCACAGGUAUUAACCAGUUUUUCAAUGUUGCAUUUUCUUUCAUAGUACUCCAUUCGAAGCUUUAGGUAAUUGUUGAACACACACCAUAAU